Contarinia nasturtii (swede midge) is the source of this 1237-nucleotide messenger RNA. RefSeq names its product alcohol dehydrogenase-like. Gene Ontology annotation, molecular function: oxidoreductase activity, acting on the CH-OH group of donors, NAD or NADP as acceptor. The record is from RefSeq and is a predicted model, not a curated record. NCBI's taxonomy places the organism in Eukaryota, Metazoa, Arthropoda, Insecta, Diptera, Cecidomyiidae. The transcript has 4 exons. Bases 48 to 806 code for a protein of 252 amino acids. Gene Ontology annotation, cellular component: cytoplasm.
CGAAAGCACUGCAGUCUCUCUCAGUAUUUUUUUUUAUAAAUUGAGAAAUGUCAUUUGAAAAUCAAAGUUUUGUGGUAGUUGGAGGAGCGAGUGUAGGCGGGAUUGGUCUGGAAUUCGUUAAGGAGCUCUUUUCCAUUGGAGUUGAGAAAAUUGCCAUUUUUGAUGUAUUGAAUCCGAGUAGAGCGACUGCCGAACUAAAAUCUUCAUUUCCAAAUAAAACCGCUCAAUUCCACAAAGUGGAUGUUCGCAAUAGGUCCGAAAUUGAAUGUGCAUUCAAAGAAGUGAUUAAAUCAUUCGGUUAUGUCGAUGUACUGGUGAAUUGUGUGGGAAUUUUUGAUGAAAACAGACCGAAAGACGUUAUUGACAUCAAUUUGACGGGUGUAAUUUAUAGUACUUUGACUGGAAUUGAUUAUAUGGCCGUCAGUAAAGGUGGACACGGCGGCACAAUAGUAAACAUAUCAUCAAAUGCUGGUUUAAGUGUGUCUGGCUACACCCCUGUUUAUUGUGCCAGCAAAUAUGGUAUCGUCGGUUUUACCAAGUCAUUGGCAUCAAAAGAGUUGGCUGCAGAGCUUGGCAUAAAAUUCAUUCUAAUAUGUCCAACAGCCACUUCUACUCCGUUGUUAUCGGAUUACACAUCGAAAGCCUAUGGAAAAUAUGCUGCCGAUGAGCUUCCAAUCAUUUUUGAGGAACACGUCGUAGUUCAAACGGCGAACCAAUGCGCCAAAAAUAUGGUAGAAGUAAUAAAAACACCUGAAAAUGGAUCAACAUGGAUUCUAGGUCACGGAUCAUAUAUCAAAUCCGAAUAAUCUCACAUUUAACCUUUUUUAGGUUAUUUGAAAUUGAUCCGUUGUUGAAUUCGACUAAUGAAAAUAAAUUGCGAAUAUGACUAGAAGUCGAAAUAAAAUUGAAAGUAACAUAAAGGCUCUAUUUUAUUUUUCUCUAUUUUACAAGUCAAAGUUGAUCGAAAACAUCAAAAAUGAGUACAUCCUUUGGCUAAGCUAAAAAUUCAAAUAAAAAUUGAUAGAAAUUGAUACAGAACUGAAGUGAAACAGCGGCCGUACAGCGUACAAAUUAAAAUUUAAUUUAAACAAUUAAAACACAUCCAUUGAAAACACAUUAAUUAUUGUAAUAGAAACUCACAGAAUUUAAUUUUUUUCUUCGAUAAAAAUGUGAAUAAAAAUAUAAAAAAUGGUUCAGAAUAAAUAUACUAUAGUGCCAGAUAAGUUGAAAAAAAAUC